Molecule: messenger RNA, 3114 nt
Organism: Xiphophorus maculatus (southern platyfish)
Lineage: Eukaryota; Metazoa; Chordata; Actinopteri; Cyprinodontiformes; Poeciliidae
Gene: slc19a1
Product: solute carrier family 19 member 1
Exons: 6
Coding region: 209-1948 (579 amino acids)
Biological process (GO): folate transmembrane transport
Cellular component (GO): basolateral plasma membrane; plasma membrane; apical plasma membrane
Molecular function (GO): folate:monoatomic anion antiporter activity; folic acid binding
Source: RefSeq, a predicted model, not a curated record
AUGUUACAACAUAUGAGACCGUUAAUCAUCUUGGUUGUGGGGGAGAACUGCGGUUCCCAGAAACCCUAGCGGUUUUGAAGCUUUGCAAGUGAUCCAUACGAGGUCAACAAAGCGCCGAGCCUCAGCUGCUGGAUAGCUUUCUGUCGAACAAUAUUGCACGGUCGAAAGGGGCAAAGGUCAACAGCUUCUCUCUCAUGCGGACGACGGCAUGCUAGCUGUGUACCUACUAUUUCAUCAUCCUGUAAAAUGGUUCAUUCCAGGUAGCUCAGCCUGUCUUCACUCACAGAGGACCAAACGGUGUGGGACAGCACCACUGCUCUUUCAUUCCAGCCGGAUCAGUUUUGCUUCACAUGCUGAUCUGAUAGAGCAGCAGAACGGCAGCGCUCCGUAUCCAGGGGCGACCGACCAUCCAGCAGCCACGAUGGGAGCGGACGGAGCGGCGGCGGGGAAAGAUGUGGAUCUGAAGACGGCGCCGCCGCUGGAAGACGGCGAGGGACGCGGGGACCCGGAGGCGGCCGCGGUGCCGUGUCCCUCCGAGGACGUCGGGAAGCUGACGUACUCCGUGAUGUUUCUGUGUUUCUACGGGUUCAUGGCUUCCAUAAGGCCCGGGGAGUCGUUCAUCACACCCAAUCUGCUGAGCUCAGAGAAGAACUUCACCAGAGAGCAGGUGACCAAUGAGAUCACUCCGGUGCUGACGUACUCCUACAUGGCGGUGCUGGUGCCGGCCUUCCUGCUGACCGACCUGCUGCGCUACAAGCCGGUGCUGAUCAUCCAGGGCGUGAGCCACGUGGUGAUCUGGGUGCUGAUGCUGCUGGGCGCCACGCUGCUCCACAUGCAGCUGAUGGAGUUCUUCUAUGGCAUCACCAUGGCGUGCCGCGUGGCGUACUCCUCCUACAUCUUCUCCCUGGUCAGCCCGGUGCUCUACCAGCGCGUGGCCGGCUACUCCCGCUCCUCCGUCCUGCUGGGCGUCUUUGUCAGCUCUGUGCUGGGCCAGCUGUGCCUGUCGCUGGGUGACAUCAGCUACUACACUCUGGACGCCAUCUCCCUGGGCUUUGUGAGCUUCGGGCUGGCGCUGGCGUGCUGCCUGCCCUGGCCGAAGCGCUCGCUGUUUUUCAACCGGACGAAGAGACAGGAGCCGGCGGAGAAAGCCGCCCCUUCUGAAACGGACGAGAUGAACCCCAGGAGGGCGGGUUUGUCCUCAGCGGCGCGCUGGAAGGAGUCCAUCUUUGUGCAGAUGCUGCUGGAGGUCGGGAACAUGGUGAAGAGGCCUAACCUGAGGCUCUGGUCCCUGUGGUGGAUCUUCAACUCCACGGGGUAUUACCUGGUACUGUUCUACGUCCACAUCCUGUGGAACAAAGUGCAUUCCACCGCCAACUACAACGGCGCGGUGGAGGCAGCUGCGACCUUACUGAGUGCGAUCACCUCCUUCAUGGCGGGCUUUGCUAAAAUCCGUUGGAACAUCUGGUCGGAGCUGGUCAUCGGCGGCAUCACGGCGCUGCAGGCGGGCAUGCUGCUGGUCAUGGGCACCACUGGAAACAUCUGGGUCUGUUAUUCUUGCUACAUCCUCUUCAGAGGAUUCUACCAGUUCCUGGUUCCUAUCGCCACUUUCCAGAUCGCCUCGUCGCUCACCAGGGAGCUCUGCGCUCUGGUGUUCGGCAUCAACACUUUCUUGGGGACAGUACUGAAAAGCAUCAUCAACCUGAUAUUUUCAGACAAGAGAGGCCUGGGAUUAGACGUGACGUCUCAGUUCCGCAUCUACUUCAUCUACUUCAUCCUGCUGACCGUGGUGUACUUAAUCAGCGCCGCCGUCGUCCUGGUGCGUCACUUCCGGACCCAGAACCGGGGGGAGGAGGAGGCGUCACCCGACGGGCUGCACACAGAGCUCACGCCUGUUUCAAUGACCUCUGAAGAAGAGCCGCUGUCUAACAGCCAAAGUGUCAAAGCCUAAAGGCAACAAACACUUUGGAGAAGCUGCUGAGGUACCGGUCAUAUUAAUCUGGUAAAGAUGGCUGACGUUUUUUCUGAGCCUUAAUCAUGCAACUGUCUUGUCUUCUGCUACCUGAAGCCUCUUGCACUACAUUUAUGUUUCGCACCAUGAAACAGUCACAGAGCACAUCAGGUUUGAAACAUAUUACACUUUUUUCCUAACACAGCACUCCGAUUGUACUUGUUACAAAUAUCUGUAGACAAAAUCUGAUUGUAUUGAUUUUGCUGUUUUUUUUUCAUUAACAAAGACAAUCAUAUUUUGUGAUACAAGCACAUGCUGAAAGCUAAAAGAAACAUGACCACAAACUGCUGGAUUUUCUGCAGUGUUUAAUUUUAUUUGUAAUAAUCUAGUAUUAAUUUGUGUUUGAUACAAAUUGUUUUCUUUUUUUCUUUGUAGGACAACUCAGUUUUUAUUCUUAGAUUUUUUUAAGAUUUAGUGCCACAGUUUAAGGACCCAGAAAGAAAAACUGCUGCUUUUACUUUGAAAUUCAUAGGAAUGCAGUGUUACCUAAUCCUGCUGCAGGUUAAAACCAGGUUAAAGCUCAGAGUGAACUUCUAAUUCCCACACAGCAGAAGUUUCACUCUGUCAUAUUCAUUUUUCUUUAGUAGGAUUCUACUUUUGUUCAGAAUGUGCUCAGUGUGCAUUUUUUACUUUGAUUAAAAUAAUUUGAGAAAUGCAGUAUGAUAGGAAAUUGAAAGUUUUUAUUUUUUAUUCAUAAAUAAAAUAGUAGUAGUUGCUACAUUGUAUUUUGCCUUUUUUUAAAGACUUUGAUGAAGUGGAGUACAAGUACUGAAUUGCACUGGUCUAUCAUAAAAUCAAUUAAAAUACAUUGUUUGUUGUAACAUGAAGACAAUCAGGACAUAUGAAAAGAUUUUCAAAACACGCUUUCCAAGUUAUGAUUCUUGUUUUCUCAGCUGUAGUCGCUCACAACUCUGAUUAUUGUUUCUUUUUUUUUUGUUCCUGAUUUCUCAGCUGGUGGUUCUUCCUUUAACCGAACUGUUUGUACAGCUGAAUCACAAAGUUCUGAAAAUCUACCUUUUGAUCAAAAUAUAAUUUCAGAUGAAAACGAGACAAAAAAAGUCACUUCCAAGCAUAAUUGGCUUAAAUAAAAAAGUAGAGCAUGAAGU